This is a messenger RNA of Prorocentrum cordatum, 3201 nucleotides long. The record is from the annotation of a GenBank genome assembly. NCBI's taxonomy places the organism in Eukaryota, Dinophyceae, Prorocentrales, Prorocentraceae.
GCCCUGCUGCCCGAGCAGGAGGCGGCCCAGGUCGGCCGCUUUGAGCAAGCUGCAGUUCCGCAGCCGACCUCCGUGUCACCCCACCAGCAGUACGCGCGUGCGCGCCAGGACGCGCUUGUCAACCGCCAGCUGAUGGAGAAGCAGGCGAACUUGCUUGGCACAGCCAAAGCGAACCUGGAGAAGGCUCGCCAGCAGUACCACGAGGCGGUGGCGGCCUCGUACGACGUGGACGAGGCGGAGCACGAGGCCCUGCUGCGCUACAACAGGUCGGUGGGAGUCGCGGUCGCUGUAGAGGCGGGCGGGAAGAAGUUCGUCUUCGAGAUCGACCUCGAGGACCUGUCGCAGAACAUCGACGAUUACGAGGAGCAAGGCCAGCAGGCCAUCCGCGCGUUCAAGGCGGACGCGGAGAAGCUGGAGCAGGCGGCCGAGCGUGCAGAACAGCGCAGGGUCAACAUCCAGAAAAUGGCAGAGGCUCAGGAGGCGGCCGCCGACAAGGCCCAGCAGGCCAAGGAGGGGGCAGGGGAGGAGGAGGCCUGCGCGCUGGUGUUCGGCAGCGUCACGGAGUGGGGCAAGUCGACGCUCGGCUUCGCCAGGCAGUUGCCGCGCGAGGUGCAGGGCUUCCUCGCGGCCGAGACCCACGUGGUGGAGGCCGAGCUAGAGGCGGAGCGGCAGACGCUGCAGAAUGCCACCCCAGCCAUUCCGUCAAGGAGGGCGGAGAUUGGCAGCCGUGGGGGAGAGUGGAUCAUGAUGAGGUCCCACCUCGCGACGACGACGUUCGAGGGCAGGCGCGCUGCGGCCAGUGCUGCGGGCAAAGCGUCGCCGUUCGUCGGGUUCGCGCCGACGACGUUGCACCUGAAAUCAGGCAACGUCGUGGUGGUGAGCGCCUAUUUCUUCCCAGGUGUGCCGCUGGCGGCAGGGGGGAAUUCGCCGCUCCUCAGGUCGCUCGCGAUCUUCUUGCGCAGCAUCGCUGACGCCUGGAUGGUGUUGGCGGACUGGAGCGUGGUUCCCAGUGCGUUGGAGAAGACGACGUGGCCCGAGCUCGUGCGAGGCUCGGUGGUGAUCCCGCAGGGGUGCACGAUCACCUGCGACAGGGGCAAAGGCAGCAUGAUCGACGGCGGCGUGGUCUCCCUGGGCGCGGAACAUUGCUUUCGCUUGGAGGCGUGCCGCCAGUUUCCGUGGAAGACGCGCGUCGGGUUGAAGCCCGGCAUCUUGGGCGCGGCGCGCGCCUGGGACUACUUGCAGCUGGUCACGCCGCGCCCGUGGCCUGCGCGCCGCAGGCCCCCGAUCGCCCCAGGCCCGGGCAGCGAGAGGUCGAGGGUGAAGAAGGAGGAGGCCGCCGCCAUGCCGGGCGGGCGCUGGCGCGUCGCACGCAGCUCGGCGGCGCAGCAGCAGCAGGGGCAGGAGAUCAGCCAUGCCAUCGAGCAGAUGGCGCAGUCGGAGGAUGAUCUGCACCAGGGGGCGGCGGCGGAGGCAGCUUAUGCCAUCCCAGCUGGAUGCUGGCAUGCCGCUCAGCAGUUGGUGGCGCAGCAGCCGCUCCGCCUGGCGGCAGCUUCGCCUCAGGCAAGGGCGGCGCUCCGCACUGAUGGCGAGGAGUGCGAGGCCCUCUCUGAUUUGUAUGCGCGCUGGGUCAGCGCGCUGGGGGGGGGGGCCAGACUCAUGCGCGAGGGUUUACAGGGGAAGGCGGCAAAGGCCAUGCGAGGGGCUGGGAAGGGCCUCGAGUAUUUCGGAAAGCAGCGCGUGCCUGAAGAGGUUGCCGACUGGCGGCAGCUGUUGGCAGGGCUGGUGCACGCGGGGGAGGCGGAGCUGGAGCUGUUCAGCAUGCAGUCGUCGCGCUGGGCAGCGCGCGCAGCGGGGCGGGCUCAGGUCAAGGCGGGGCAGCAGCGCUCGCAGUGGGUCGGUGCCUCCUGGCGCUCCUCCUCGGGCCCGGUGCGCAGGCGCGCGAAAGGAGAGAGGCCAGCGCGGCUUGAGACCUUGCCGCCGGGCGGGGCCGUGGCGGGCCCCAUGGGGCAGAUGCAGCUUCGCGAGGGCCGCUGGUCGGCCGUCUGGACGUCGCGCAGCUUCGAUGAGACGAAGUUGCGUGAUUGGCCGGCUCCCCGACGAGGCGUGCAGCAGUGGGUGGAUUUGCUGCGCGAGGUUGAGGCGGCGGUGAUGUGGCCGCGCCAGGUCCUCACCACCAUCCUGUCGCUACUGCCAACAAGCCGAGGCUGCGACCGCGCCAUAGGUCUGUUGCCGCUGCUGGCGAAGUGCUGGUCAUGCACCCGCGCGACAGUCACCGACGAGUGGUCGGGCGCGCUAGAACAGCAUUGGGACAUGGCAAUCGGGGGCAGCAGUGCUCUGAGGGCCGCUCUCUGCCUGUCGGUCCUCGACGGGAGCGCGGUGGCCAUGGGUUUCUGCGCGAUCGCGGCGCUGGUGGACUUGGAGCGGUUCUUCGACAGCAUCGACCUUAUCGCUCUGCUGGAGGUCGCGGGGCAGGGGGCCUUUUCAGCGGUCGUCGUUUCGCUGGGGGCGCAGGCCUACUUGGCGCCGCGGCGGCUGAGGAGGCAUGGCUGGUGCUCUGGCCAGAUUUCGGCGGAGCGCUCGAUCGUCGCGGGCAGCAGCCGCGGAGUGACGGUCGGCAAGCUUUUCCUGUGCCCGUUCUUGCAGCGGGUGGGCGCAGGGUCGCCGUGCGUCGAGUUGCAGACGUUCGUGGAUGACGCAAUCCUGGGGGCCGAGGGCCUGGAGCGGGUCGCAGCGGACCAGAUGGUGGAUGCCCUUGGGCAGUUUGGCAUGUGCUGCAAUGCCGCGCAGCUCACCAUCUCUGAUGAGUCCGUCGUCGUUGCCUCGGACAUGGAUGCAGCCCAGCAGGUGGUUGCGGGCGCAGGCGAGCCUGGCCUCCCGCUCAAGGCAGUCGGAAAGGCGGUGGGCCUAGUGGUCAGCACCGCGGUGAGCAAGAGGCGGGGCCAGAGCCAGUUCCAGAAGCGCGCCAAGACCGCGGCGAGGAGGCUGCACCUCACACACCGUAUGCGGCGGAAGGCGCGGCUCGGGAAGUGCACCAGGAUGCCCCGCAAGACGGGGGUGCAGCCAGCGCUGAUCUACGGCCACCAGGUCUUCGGCGUGGCGCCGACGGCCUUGCUGAAGCUCCGGCGCCCAGCCAGCCGCGCGAUGGCGGGCAGAGGCUUCGGCAGGUGCCUGGCCACUACGCUGGCGCUCGCCCUGGGCGAG